Messenger RNA from Nanorana parkeri, 627 nucleotides. Its product is annotated as taste receptor type 2 member 4-like. Gene Ontology annotation, biological process: sensory perception of taste; detection of chemical stimulus involved in sensory perception of bitter taste; G protein-coupled receptor signaling pathway. Bases 1 to 627 code for a protein of 208 amino acids. NCBI's taxonomy places the organism in Eukaryota, Metazoa, Chordata, Amphibia, Anura, Dicroglossidae. The transcript has a single exon. The record is from RefSeq and is a predicted model, not a curated record. Gene Ontology annotation, molecular function: bitter taste receptor activity; G protein-coupled receptor activity. Gene Ontology annotation, cellular component: membrane.
AUGGAUUAUUAUAUCCAGAACAUAUUCACAGCUGUGCUCUUUGCCGAGUGCUUUAUGGGGAUCGCUUUAAAUAUGUUUAUUGUGGCCGUUUAUUUCAUGAGGUGGAAGGCUCUGAAAUCUCUGGAAACCCGUGACAAGAUCCUCACCAGCCUGGGGAUCUCCAGGAGCCUUUUCAUGGCCAACGUGCUCAUUGCUUAUUUGAUGCGGUCAUAUUUCACCUGGAUAUUAAAAAGCAUUCUCUUCAACAUAGGCAUUCUGUUAUGUGGAAUGUUACUGCAUUCCACCGACCUCUGGAUCACCACCGUCCUGUGUGUGUUUUACUGUGUGAAGAUUGCAAACUACAGCCAUGAGUUACUUACCUACAUGAAGACCAGGAUCUCCAGACUGGUUCCUCGGUUCAUCCUGGCUUCUCUCCUCAUUUCCCUCGCCUCCAGCAUACCAAUUAUUCAAUACGGCCUUGUCCUUCAUACACACAACUCAACACACGGCUUUCUUGGAAAUUCCACAACAAACAACGCCAAUAUAGGAUAUGCUUUCUUGGGCCAGGUUAUCAUCUUCCUCUUGGGAUCUCUCCUUCCAUUUCUCGUCUUUUGCGGGGCUGUCUACCUGUUGAUUCGGUCUCUUUGA